Larimichthys crocea (large yellow croaker) is the source of this 4215-nucleotide messenger RNA. It is a transcript of the gene e2f7, whose product is annotated as E2F transcription factor 7. Gene Ontology annotation, biological process: regulation of transcription by RNA polymerase II. The record is from RefSeq and is a predicted model, not a curated record. The transcript is spliced from 13 exons. NCBI's taxonomy places the organism in Eukaryota, Metazoa, Chordata, Actinopteri, Sciaenidae. Gene Ontology annotation, molecular function: DNA-binding transcription factor activity, RNA polymerase II-specific; RNA polymerase II cis-regulatory region sequence-specific DNA binding. Gene Ontology annotation, cellular component: RNA polymerase II transcription regulator complex. Bases 285 to 2717 code for a protein of 810 amino acids.
GAUUGGAUGGAGUGAGCCCGUUUGCUGAGAGCGCCAGAAAACAAGCUUGAGCGGGUGAGGAGUCUCCACGGGACAGUGCAGAGUUUCCGCUAGUCCGACAAGGGGUUCAGAUCACUGGGGGUACAGGCUGAGGAGGACUGCCCGCUUAUUUUGACGAGGGAAACUGUUUGCUAUGUCGGUCUGAAGAAAGUACGCGCUGACAACUCUGUAAAACCGGACACUGGGCAACAUUGGAGCAUUUCAUUCAUUCAUUCAGUAGCAGAGAAAGACUGCAGUUUUCCCAGAUGGAAGUUGAAUGUCUAGCACUGAAAGACCUCACAAGUCCCAGGAAAAGUUUCACUGUGGGUCCGGAGGAGGAGGAGGAGGAGGAGGAGGAGGAGGAUGGGGGUCAAAGUGAACAAAAGGAAAACAUCUGCACAGAGAGGAGAAGAUCCACGCCGCUCAAAUCGGCCGACUCAACCAUCCCCGCUUUGCUGAUGAACAGAAAAGGUGCCACCCCCGACCUGGCCCACAUCACCCCCAUCAAACACCCGGCCCUGGUCGAGCCCUGGACGCCCACAGCCAAUCUGAAGAUGCUGAUCAGCGCCGCCAGCCCAGACAUCCGGGACAGAGAGAUGAAAAAGGUGCUGUUCAGACCCAUAGAGAAUGAGAAGGACACACCAGCGAGCCCAGAUCCUGUGAUGGAGGAUACAGAGGUGGAAGACUCCUGUCAGUUUGAAGCGGCGGAGGAGGAGGACGACGCCGACAAAAAGCCGAGCAGGAAGCAGAAGAGUCUGGGUCUGCUGUGUCAGAAGUUCCUCGCCCUCUACCCUGAUUACCCACCGCCACACAGCCCAAUCUGGAUCUCACUGGAUGAGGUGGCGACCAAUCUUGGGGUGGAGCGGCGGCGUAUCUACGACAUCGUCAACGUGCUGGAGUCUCUCAUGAUCGUGGGCCGGAUAGCCAAGAACAGCUACACCUGGUACGGUCGCCAACGGCUGGAGGCCACGCUAGAGGAGCUGCAGCGGAGGGGCCGGCAGCAGGGAUACCACCUUCAGAUGGAAGUGGCCUCCGAGGCGAGGGAGGUCGGACCGGGUCGCGAGGACGACGGCGUGGAAGGAGACGGCGGCAGUGCUGGCGGCAACAGGAAAGACAAAUCUCUGCGCAUCAUGAGUCAGAAGUUUGUCAUGCUGUUCCUGGUGUCUAAAACGCAGACCGUCACUCUGGACGCAGCAGCCAAGAUCCUCAUCGAGGAGAGUCAGGACUCGUCGAGCCACAGCAAAUAUAAAACUAAGGUGCGACGACUGUACGACAUCGCCAACGUGCUGACAAGUCUUGGCCUCAUAAAGAAGGUGCACGUCCGCGAGGAGAGAGGCAGGAAGCCGGCCUUCAAGUGGCUCGGCCCUGUUGAAUUCAACAACUCUGGAAAUGCUGGAAAUACUGUGAAUGUAGCAGCUUUCACUCCACCUGGAGCCACACAACCGACGGCAAGCCAGGACCCCAGAAAGGUCAAGAUGGCUCGCCACACCUCUUUCAACAUCACUCCAACCUCAGUGGCCAUCCAGCGGCAAGUCAGCUCUGCGCCCAGCAGUCCACGGCGAGAACCUACAGGUCUGCUUAACCAGCCCGUGGAUUAUUCCAGAAGGACCAUGAGCAACAAUGCAGUGUGUCGACUGCAGUUUGGAAACAUCACAGAAAACCGUCCCAGUGCAACACUGCAAAACCCCAACCCCAGUAACAGCAGCAGCCCCCUGCCUCCCACCUCCACCCGUCCCACCCUGCUGGCACCUUCCCUCCACCCAGAGCACGUCUUCGCACCUUCCUCCUCCUCCCCCCACUGCUUGGCCUACCUGCCCAGCCUGUCGCAGCCCUCGGUGGUCAUGCUGUACAGGGCGCCGGACAAGCCCGACCAGUCGGCCGAAGGUCGGAGAUCGCCCAGGUUGGAGUCUGAGGAGGGGAGGAAGAGGAAGAGGGAAGAAAGGGAAGAGGAGACGAAGGUGGUGAAGAAGAAGGGAGUGUCCGGGCUAGAGGAAUGCGUCACGACGAGAGCUGAGGCGAGCAGCAGGACUUCACCCAAUCAGCCUGCAUGCCUCUCCAGAGAGCAGGCAUCCAAUGACAGUCUAGGUGGCCACAGCAGCAGUGAGCCUGCCCAGCCAUCACACUAUCUCUACGUACCCAACAAUGCAGGUCUGAACAACCUCAACUUCCUCCUCUCUGCCAGCCAGCCACCAGCCGGCCUAGCGCUACCCCCAAGCAGCAUCCCCACCCUAGCGUUGCCCUACGUCCUGCUGCCCUCCGCAGCCCUCUCCCACUACCCCCUGGUGGCCAGCGGUCUACCACAGCAAGGCUCUGACGCCCACAACAAACUGAGCUUCAGCCUGCCCGCCGUGAUGUCACCCGCCCACUUCAUGGUGGGGGCGGCGGCAGCGUACGGGAUGGCAGCCGCAUCGGAGAUCAGCAGGUCGCCAGCGCAGACGCCGUCCACUCCCGAACACAGCAGGAUGUACGGGUCGGCGGCAGGCACGCCACAUUCUCCAUCAGGGCUACGUCAGGCUGUCAGCAUCAACACACCAGAACCACUGACUCCACAUACUCCAAAGGAAACCACCCCGACUGCUUCUAAAGCUUUCUUCCAGACCCCGGGCACACUGGGAAGCGUCGUCAGCGCUGUGCCAACCGCCAGAAAAAGAGGCUCCGCACAGAGGAGACUAGACGUCGGCCACCCUCCGACAAGUUAAGAUGCGCGGAGGAGAUGGAUCGGGCGGCUGUCGUGCUUGUUUUAACACUCAGGUGUUGAUUCUAAAAGUGAAAAAUAUGGUUACAAACCAUCGGUGCUCUGUUAGUUUAUUAAUAAAUAAAACAAGGGAUACCUUCCAAAAUGUAAGAAUAGGAUUUUUUAGCAAAGACUGUCACAUUUUUGCUAAUGACUGUCAAUUUUUAGCCAAACAGGUGGGCGUCUCAUUUAGAAAUAUUCCCAUGUCGGUCGUCAUGUUAACAGUUCAAAUGUGCCUCAUGGUUCAGUUGUAGGACAGCAUUUCAGCGAGUGAAUGAGUAAAGCAGUAUUGCCAAUGUGACAGUGCCCUCCUGUGGUGGGAAUGGGCCACUGCUGUAUUUUUGUAUUUCCAGCCUUAAUUUUCCCUCCCCGACAUGAUCUAGCUACCUAAUUCCCCAUCAUUUGUGUAAUAUAGCCCAGUUUCUAUUUAUAUAUAUUUUAGAUAAUAUAUGUUGAUUACAGGGACUGUAAUGGAACAUUAACUCUUUUUUUUUUAAGCACUAAGUAUUUGACGAAUGUAUGUCUGAUAUUGAAGUGAUUGUCUUUAGUUAGCCCCGUCAGCUUUUGUUACAUUAUCAAGGUAUAAUAGGAAAUCUGCUCACUGGUUCACUUCGACGGCAGCAGACGAUCCUCUCUCGGAUCAUUUCAGACAUCACUGUGAAGAGAAAAAUCACUAAAGCCUUAAAUGUUUACAGCCAGCCGGGUAUCUCAAGGAACUGUCGGUGGAUUUGAUUUACUCAUCAGAAAGACGAAUGUUACUGGUGCUGUGUACGUUUUCACGGAGUAUCUGCGACCAUAGUGCUUAAUGGUUAAACACCAAAGCCUUUAGCUCUGUCCCUGACGACUAAAGGUCAAUGUGACGAUGCUCUCAGGUACUUGAAUACUUGUGACUUUGCUAGAAGUGGAUUCAGGAGAUUCAGGAGAUAUCAGAGUACUGUAUUUUUUUUUUAUCCUUAAUUUAUCUAAGAGAUAACUGAGCUUAUAUGCUGUCCUUUUCUAGCAGCACUGUUAUAUUCACACAGUCUGGAGACUUCCAGUAUGACUGCAAUGAUGCAGUUGGGUGGUUGAGUGCCUUGCUUAAAGGCACCUUGCUGAGAGAACAGUCCACAAACUUGCCUCCAGACAACCCAGCCAAAAUAUGUACGGUGCUAUGUGUGUGAAUCAUUCAGGAGAGCUUAGCUACAUCACACCAAAGGGUGCACAAAUCACCACUCUGACGGUGGAUGUGUAGUCGUUAAUGUACAGUCUGAAUUAUUUGUGUACAUUGUAUUCAUAGCGUCAUGUAUACUUCCACAUGCAGAAUGUUCAGUGCUGCUUUAAUGUUUUUAAAAUAAUGAUUAUUGCACUGCUAGAUUUUAGUAGCUGUGUCAGCCGAUCUAACUUUUACAAACUCCGAGCUGUUUGUUCACUGUAGCUCUGCUCUCUUUCUUUCACAAACUUUCAUUAAAAAUGUACAAGACUGA